Messenger RNA from Python bivittatus (Burmese python), 2557 nucleotides. Lineage: Eukaryota; Metazoa; Chordata; Lepidosauria; Squamata; Pythonidae. The record is from RefSeq and is a predicted model, not a curated record.
UGCCUCUCACCUCGGUGGUCUCUGUUUUUGCUUGCAGGCUAUCAGCAUCAGCAAAGCCAUCAACACGCUAGAAGCCCCCGUGAAGGAGAAGCACGCCCGGAGAAUUAUUCUGGGGACGCAUCAUGAGAAAGGUGCAUUUACUUUUUGGUCGUACGCGAUUGGUCUCCCUCUGCCUAGCAGUGCCAUCUUGAGCUGGAAGUUCUGCCAUGUUCUCCACAAGGUUCUCCGAGAUGGUCAUCCAAACGUUCUUCAGGACUGUCAGCGAUAUCGAAGUAACAUCCGAGAAACUGGAGACCUUUGGCGCCAUCUACACGAUCGUUAUGGCCAGCUUGUGAAUAUUUAUACCAAACUUCUGCUCACCAAAAUCUCCUUCCACGUAAAGCAUCCCGAAUUCCCGCCUGGGCUUGAAGUCACUGACGAGGUGCUAGAAAAGGCUGCUGGAACAGAUGUGAACAACAUCUUCCAGCUCACCGUGGAGAUGUUUGACUACAUGGAUUGUGAACUCAAAUUAGCAGAAUCAGUCUUCAGGCAGCUCAACACCUCCAUGGCCGUCUCCCAGAUGUCGGCUGUUCAGUGCCGGUUGGCUCCGCUCAUCCAGGUGAUCCAAGAUUGCAGCCACCUCUAUCAUUAUACCGUGAAGCUGAUGUUCAACCUCCAUUCAUGUUUGCCGGCUGAUACCCUGCAAGGACAUCGAGACAGGUUCCACGAACAGUUUCGCAGCCUCAAAAACUUCUUCAAAAGAGCAUCGGACAUGCUGUAUUUCAAGCGGCUCAUCCAGAUCCCACGGCUGCCUGAGAACCCCCCCAACUUUCUGAGGGCGUCUGCCCUGGCCGAGCACGUCAAGCCGGUGGUGGUGAUUCCGGAAGAGGCCCCCGAAGACGAGGAGGUGGAAAACCUGAUUGAGAUCACUACGGCUCCGUCCGUAGAGCAGCAGAGCGUGUCGGAUAUAUUUGAGCAGACUUUCGGGCCGCCCAACGGACUAAAAGAUGACAGGGAUCUGCAAAUUGAAAAUCUAAAGAAAGAGAUUGAAUUGCUUCAGACAGAGCUAGAGAAGAUUAAGCUGGAGGCUCAAAGAUACAUCACUCAGCUGAAGGCUCAGGUGAACAGCUUGGAGGCCGAGGUGGAAGAGCAGAGGAAGCAGAAGCAGAAAGCGAUGGUGGACAAUGAACAGCUCCGAGAUGAACUGGAGAGGCUGCAGAAAGCAAAACUGGAGGGAGAUAAGAAUCAAGGACUCUAUCUGGAAGCGGAAAGAAAAGCCAGCACCACGGAAAUCCGCUAUGCUAAGCUGAAGGAGAAACACAACGAGUUAAUCAACACACAUGCAGAGCUCUUGAGAAAGAAUGCAGAUACCGCCAAGCAGCUGACGGUUACCCAACAGAGCCAGGAAGAGGUUGCGCGGGUCAAGGAACAGCUCGCUUUCCAGAUGGAGCAAGUGAAGCGGGAGUCAGAAAUGAAGUUAGAAGAUCAGACGCUUCAGGUGGAGCAGGUGAAGAGACAGCUGGAAUCCAAAGCAGAAGAAUUGACUCAACUUCAGCAGUUGCUCAGCCAUUCUAAGCAGGUUGGUUCGGACCUCAGCAGCCAGCUGGAAGCCCUUCAAGCUGAGAAGGAGGCCCUGAGGAAAUCAGUCAACGAGAAGGAAUGUGAUCUCAUCUCAACCAAGGGCCUGAUUCAAGAGAAGGAGCUGCUGUUGAGCCAGGAAGCAGAGAAAAGGGCGAAGGAAGUGCAGGAACUCCAGGAGAAGUUGGUAGAAAAGAAAAGUCAUGAACAGAACCUGCAGCAGAAGCUCCUGGACGACCAGUUCCGAAUCUUGCAAGGGACGAUAAAGGAGUCCGAAAGCAUCAUCCAGGAUGCUGUCGCCAAGUUGGACGACCCCUUGCAUAUCCGAUGCACCAGUUCCCCAGAUUACCUGGUCAGCCGCACCCAGGCAGCUCUGGAAUCGGUGAAUGCCUUGGAGAACGGGCACAAGCAUUAUCUGGCCAACAUGGCAGACGCCACUGGACUGGUUGCUGCGCUGGCUCAGUUUGCCCACCUCACGGCAGAUGCCAUCGUGAACGGCAGCGCCACUUCCCAUCUGGCACCCACGGAUCACGCUGACAAAUUGACUGAAUCCUGCAGGGACUGUGGGCAACAUAGCCUGGACUAUCUGAACAAGCUAAAAGACAAACAGUCUCUCCAAGAAGCAGAUCCAGCAGACCUGAGGACAGCUCUGCAGAGGCUGUUCCAGCUGGGACAGGAACUGAGACCCAAAAGUUUAGACGUCCGGGAAGAAGAACUGGGUGACUUGGUUGACAAAGAGAUGGCCACCACUUCUGCAGCGGUUGAGGAUGCAGUCAGGAGAAUAGAGGAAAUGAUGAAUCAAGCCAGAGUAGAGAGCUCUGGGGUGAAACUAGAAGUUAAUGAAAGAAUCCUGAAUUCGUGCACAGAUUUAAUGAAGGCUAUCCGGCAGCUUGUCAUGACCUCCACACAGUUGCAGAAGGAGAUUGUAGAAAGCGGAAGGGUGAGACCUUGUUUAUUCUCUGUGGCUGUUAUUUAUUUUUUUUAAAAGUGGGGAAAAUUG